Molecule: messenger RNA, 2425 nt
Organism: Rhopilema esculentum
Lineage: Eukaryota; Metazoa; Cnidaria; Scyphozoa; Rhizostomeae; Rhizostomatidae
Molecular function (GO): calcium ion binding
Source: RefSeq, a predicted model, not a curated record
UUGUCCCAGGGCCACAGGUGCCAGGGCCCCAGCGGAGGCGAAAUACCGGAAGCGUUCGUCACCAAUAUUCAUUGCGAGUGGUGGGAAGGUUACUCUCUGGUUUCCAGUGGUGAAAAACAGAUUUCUAUAUUCUACAAGGCAGGUGGCAGUUUGUGUCUCUUCGAUCACAGCAAAGAUGGUUGCCGGAAAACUUCGAGUCCGUGUUGUUAAUGCAGCUAAAUUGAAAAACAUGGAACGCUUUCAAAAGAGCGAUCCAUACUGCUUGGUAGAGUGUGGAAAAGAAUCAAGGAAAACGAAAGCUAUUGAUAACAACUUGAAUCCAACAUGGAAUGAAGACUUUGUGGUGGAUGUUGCCGAUGGGGUGGAGACACUGGCACUUUCAAUAUGGGACAAAAACACACUUACAAAGGACAAUUUUAUGGGAUUCACAUACGCAUCAUUUGUUGAUUGCCCAAAAGAUAAAGAGACACAGAAGGUUCUUCCAAUGAUGGGUGGUGGGAAUGGCCUAAUCACCCUUGUGCUGACGCCAGAUUUUGAGACGACUGGUGCAAAGCUUGAAAGGAUGUCACAAGAAAUGAACAACAACGUGGAGGAGAACACAAAACUGCAAGGGGAUCUCACUGGUUUCAAAAAAGAGGUUGAUCUGCUUCGUGGUGAAAUAAACAGAAUGGGAGCAGAGAAUGACAAAUUUGCCGCUAAUAACAAGAAAUUGGAGGAAGAAAAUAAUAAAUUUGCAGAAAACAAUAAAAAGCUUGAAGGCCAGGUUAACAAAAUGACUGAGGAGAACAAUAAAUUUGCCGAGAACAACAAAAAGCUUGAAGGUGAGGUUAACCGUAUGCAGGGUGAAAACGAUCGUUUUGCUGCGAGUAAUUCCAAGCUGGAAGGUGAAGUGAACCGGCUGGAAGGUGAGGUUAGCAAGAUGGCAGAGGAAAAUAACAAGUUUGCAGAGAACAACAAAAAGCUUGAAGGAGAGGUCAACCGUCUUGAAGGCGAAGUAUCGAAAAUGGCAGCCGAGAAUGAGAAAUUUGAGGAAAACAACAAAAAACUUGAAGGAGAGGUUAACCGCCUAACUGGGGAAGUGCAGAAGAUGUCGGAGGAGAACAAUAAGUUUGCUGCCAACAACGAAAAAUUGCAAGGUGAAAUCGACCGCUUGAAAGGAGAAAUAGACAAAAUGGCGGCUGAGAAUGAAAAGUUUGCCGAGAAUAAUAAGAAGUUAGAAAUAACGGUGAAUCAGAUUACAGAACAGAAUACCAAGUUUGAGCAGAAUAAUAAGGACCUUGAAGAGCAGAUAAGAAGACUCAAAACUGAAAUUGAUAGACUGGGUGAAGAAAACAAGAAGUUUGCUGAAAAUAAUGCGAAACUUAAGGAAGAGGUUGAAAAGAUCACGCAAGAAAAUCUUAAAUUUGCUGAGAACAAUCGAAAGCUUGAAGAGCAGAAUGAGAAAUUCGCGGAAACAAAUAAACAACUUGAAAACAAUGUCAGCGAGCUGAAAGAACAGGCAGAGAAAUUCAAGGCUAUUUACUUGAAGCUUCAGGCAGAGAACGAAAAACUGGCAAGAAUUCGUGAUGAUAUGCAGGAGCAACUCAAUGGAUUUAAAAAGCUUCAAGAAAUGAUAUUUGCGCAGCUGAAUGAGAAGAUGAAGGCUAUGGACAGAUCUUUGUUGGAGAAAAUUGCGGCAGACAUAGAAAUGAUGGACAAAGAGCAAGGUUUGUCCAAAGAUGAGUUCCAACGCUUCCUAGCAAGGGUACCAAGUCACUUGAAAGAUAAGUUCGAGAAAGUCGUGGCGGACUUCCAGUCUUUUGAUAAGAACCAAGACAACAUAAUUGAUUACGAUGAACUGAGUUCAAUGCUUGAUAUGGUAAUGAAAGAAGAAAAAGAUUGAGAAUCGAUGUUUGCAAAGAUGACAGGGGACAGACUUGCCAGCCUCAGAUUUGUCGUUUCAAUUGUAUAAUGGGGGACAUUUGGGAAAAUUCAAUCGUAAAACAAUUAAUUUCAUAAAAUUUUACAGCAUUCAGUAUUUGAUAUCUCGGUCAAUCAUUAAUUUGUAUUUCAGUAUACACAAUUUUCUAUAACCUAUAAAUUUCAAGUUGUUGCCUUAAUAAGUUUUCAUUUAGCUAAAUAUUAUAAUAAUUGCUUUGGGUAUAUUACAUUCAUUUCCAUAAUUUAGUCCAUAAUUAUUUUACUUGGGACAAUUAACAAUUUUUUUAACAACUCCUUCUUGUUGGAAGUUGUUUUCAUAAAGAUGGCAGCACUACCGUCUUACGGGUAAAAUAUUUUUGUGAUACUUAAAAUAUUUUUCUACUUGCAACUUAUAUCCUUAUCAUGUUUAUACCUUACACGUGUACAUUCUUUAUACGGUAUUAUUUCGCAGCACAGUCCUUAGUAUUGUAACAGUUCUCAAUAUUGAAAUAAUUGUAGCAGUUUA